Molecule: messenger RNA, 1134 nt
Organism: Paramisgurnus dabryanus
Lineage: Eukaryota; Metazoa; Chordata; Actinopteri; Cypriniformes; Cobitidae
Gene: eci1
Product: enoyl-CoA delta isomerase 1
Biological process (GO): fatty acid beta-oxidation
Cellular component (GO): mitochondrion
Molecular function (GO): delta(3)-delta(2)-enoyl-CoA isomerase activity
Source: RefSeq, a predicted model, not a curated record
AUUUGAUUAGCCCGUAAGCUGUGACGUACAGUUAGCUCUUUAGCAUUAUCGCUGCAGCUGAAGAGAUGUCAUCUGUGUUAAGGCACUCUACUAAAUUCACAACCUGUGGUUUUUUCUCACUGCUGUCUGGGAACUGCAGUCAUGGAAGGACCAUUGCCUUGCCAUACUUUGUAUCUAAGAACAGAUAUUCAUCAUCUUCAAAAAUUAAAGUGGAUCUAGACAGCACCAAUGGCGUUGCUGUAAUGCAGUUUCAGAGCCCUCCGGUCAACAGUCUCAGUCUUGACUUUUUGACUGAAUUUGCCAUUAAUUUAGAAAAGCUCGAGCUGGAUAGAAGCUGCAGAGGUGUGAUCAUAACUUCUGCCCAGCCAAAGGUUUUCUCUGCUGGGUUAGAUAUUUUGGAAAUGUUUCAAAAGAGCCCUGAACACUGUGCAGAAUUCUGGAAAGCAGUACAAGAAAUGUGGCUGAAGCUUUAUGGAUCCAACAAGGUCACCAUCGCUGCCAUAAAUGGAUCCAGUCCUGCAGGUGGCUGCUUAAUGGCUAUGUGUUGUGACUACAGGAUUAUGGUUGAUAACCCUCGGUAUAGCAUUGGUCUCAAUGAAACAAAGCUUGGGAUAGUAGCACCUUUUUGGUUUAAAGACACCAUGGCAAAUACAGUGGGCAACAGAGAAACAGAGAAGGGUCUUCAGCUUGGUUUGCUGUACAGUGCACCAGAAGCCCUAAAGGUCGGUCUGGUUGAUGAGCUCGUUCCCGAAGACCAAGUUCUCGGCAGAGCCACUGAGACCAUGACCAAAUGGUUGGCUAUCCCAGAUCAUGCUCGCCAGAUAAGUAAGUCCAUGAUGAGAAAGCCCACAAUAGACAAACUUCUUGCAAACAAAGAAGCUGACAUCAAAAACUUUGUCAGUUUCAUCACCAAAGACUCCAUCCAGAAAUCUAUUGGGAUGUACUUGGAGAUGUUAAAGAGGAGAAAGUAAUGAAGGGCUGAACGAGUUACAAGUGUGCCAAUUGUUGAAAUUGCCUAUACUGUAUGUAUCAGUGUUGCUGUACAUCACACACCUUUCUUUUGUUAAUAGUGCAUAUCUGGAUGACUUCAAUGUUGUUUGCAAAUAAAACUUUUUGAAUCAGAAUGGGAUAAUA